Messenger RNA from Globicephala melas (long-finned pilot whale), 243 nucleotides. It is a transcript of the gene SPINK6, whose product is annotated as serine peptidase inhibitor Kazal type 6. Lineage: Eukaryota; Metazoa; Chordata; Mammalia; Artiodactyla; Delphinidae. Gene Ontology annotation, molecular function: protein binding. The record is from RefSeq and is a predicted model, not a curated record.
AUGAAAAUAUCAGGUGUCCUUCUGCUCCUCUCUCUGGCUCUUUUCGGCUUUUAUUCAGGUGUCUUCAGUCAAGGAGUUCAGAUUGACUGUGGUGAGUUCCAGGACCCCAAGGUCCACUGCACUCGAGAAUCUAAUCCCCACUGUGGUUCUGAUGGCCGGACAUAUGGCAAUAAAUGUACCUUCUGUAAGGCAAUGGUGAAAAGUGGUGGGAAGCUCAGCCUAAAGCACCCUGGAAAAUGCUGA